Messenger RNA from Polyodon spathula (Mississippi paddlefish), 1400 nucleotides. Its product is annotated as adaptin ear-binding coat-associated protein 1-like. Gene Ontology annotation, cellular component: clathrin vesicle coat; membrane. Gene Ontology annotation, biological process: endocytosis. NCBI's taxonomy places the organism in Eukaryota, Metazoa, Chordata, Actinopteri, Acipenseriformes, Polyodontidae. Bases 48 to 848 code for a protein of 266 amino acids. The record is from RefSeq and is a predicted model, not a curated record. The transcript is spliced from 8 exons.
GCAGCUUGUCUUGUGGUGAGGGUGUCUGCAACUGAAGCAGGGGAAGAAUGGCGACCGAUGGAGAGUACGAGUCGGUCCUCUGUGUAAAACAAGACAUCAGCGUGUAUAAGAUUCCUCCCAGGGCAUCCAAUCGAGGCUACAGGGCAUCGGACUGGAAGCUGGAGCAGCCUGAUUGGACGGGGCGGCUGCGAAUCACAGCACGAGGAAAAGUGGCUUAUAUUAAACUGGAGGAUAAAGCCUCAGGAGAGCUGUUUGCUCAGGCCCCAGUCAGUGAGUUCCCCGGGAUCAACGUGGAGACUGUCAGUGACUCCAGUCGAUACUUUGUUAUCCGAAUCCAAGACGGAAACGGACGCAGUGCUUUUAUUGGGAUCGGGUUCAACGACCGCGGGGAUGCUUUCGAUUUCAACGUGUCGCUACAGGAUCACUUCAAGUGGGUGAAACAGGAGAAUGAGAUCUCAAAGGAAUCUCAAAACAAGGAUGCAGGACCAAAGCUUGACCUGGGUUUCAAGGAGGGACAAACCAUCACCCUCAAUAUUGGGCAGACAAAGAGGAGAGAUGGUAAGCCCCGCCCCCAGGGAUCAGUAGGCUUUGCACUCCUCCCACCUCCCCCUGGUGGAAAGAUAGCCCUGCCCUCUUCCAGUGAAUCACCCAAUAACGUUCCAGAGCCAGUUGCACUAAACAAUGCUCCCCAAGUGGCAGCAGAAGAUACAGGUUCCCUGUUGGAUUUGGAUGCCCCUGGUUCAGUUCCCUCGGUUCUAGCACAAAGUGAUAAAUGGGGAGAUUUCUCCGCUCCAGCCAGUUCGGUUCCUGCUCAGAACCAGCAGUCGACAAACUGGGUCCAGUUCUAAGAGGGAAUACCACUCCCAGUCCGAGCCACCAGUCAUCAAACUGAAUCCCAGUAUCAAACUGGGAACUAACCAGUUUCCCCACCUGUCACCUGCCAUAACCUCAACCCCCCCCAAUCUAAUUACCCUUACCUAUCCCCAGUUUAGCGUAGUCAGACCCUAUGCCGGUAGUGUUUCUCAACUCUUAGUUUUUCCAAUAGUAUAAUUGUACUAAGAAGAAACUAAGUAAAAUCAUACAAACAUUUUGAUGAGAAAUCUUUGUUAAUGACUUCUGUAUUAUAUAAACUGUGUUUCAGUAAGCUUGAUCUAACUGGUAUGUGGCUUCUUUCCCGAGGAACCAAUUGAUAAAGAGCAAGCCGCUUCCAAUAAAACUAUGUAUUUGUUCCAACUUCCCCUUGACUUUUUAUGAUAUUUGCAAUCAUUGGUAGAGGUUCUGGGUUCUGAUUAAGGAUGGGACGGUAUGAAAUUUGCACGAUAUGAUAACCGUUAAAAAAAAUACAGUGGUAACCUUAAUAUCACAGAUACAGUACAUCAUUACAUACAGCAAGUUAUCAA